Messenger RNA from Brachypodium distachyon (stiff brome), 2002 nucleotides. Its product is annotated as serine/threonine-protein kinase STY13. Gene Ontology annotation, biological process: protein phosphorylation. Bases 487 to 1617 code for a protein of 376 amino acids. Lineage: Eukaryota; Viridiplantae; Streptophyta; Magnoliopsida; Poales; Poaceae. The record is from RefSeq and is a predicted model, not a curated record. Gene Ontology annotation, cellular component: plasma membrane. The transcript has 6 exons. Gene Ontology annotation, molecular function: ATP binding; protein kinase activity.
UUUCCUUCACCCCUCCCUCCUUCUGGGAGUCUCAUUCUCCUUCUGGCCCAUCUCGGUGCGUGCGGAGCGCCCCAGCACCUCGCUAGUCUUCUCCUCGAGCACGACUGGAUUCCAGUAGCGCAAGCGCCGCCGCCGGUUGAUCUCCCCUUCGGUUCUAUCGGUCCAAAAUUGAGAUCUGUCGCUCCCGAAUUGAGACCCAAGGUAGACAAAAAUUCUUGGUCAAAAAUUCUCUUUUCGUUAAAAAUCAAGGUAGGGCGGCCGCCCUUCCUUGCCCUACUGGGUCCUCCGCCCGUGGAUCUCGCGAGCUUCGUCCUGCUUCCGUGGAUCUCGCGAGCUUUCGUGUGAAGGAGGCAGGUACUGGUUCAAUAUCUGGUGCCCCCAGGGAUGCUCUGUAGCACACCAAUUUUGCGUCUCCGAUAAGCAACUCUUGGUCUUUGGACUUGCGAUUUAGUUCUUGACAAAUCUAAUUUCGGCUGCCCCGGAGAGAUGGCGUCGAGCACCAGUGAGGUUCCUGAGGGAAAAAGUAAGCUGAAGAAGUCCGGGAGCUUGGGAAGCAGCGAUACGUAUGUGCGCGCGGACAAGAUUGAUCUCACUAGCCUUGACAUCCAACUAGAGCAGCAGCUCACCAAGAAAUGGGGCAAGGCCAAUCUCAAGUCCCAGGGACCCAAGGCGGACUGGGAAAUUGACCUCGCUAAGUUGGAGAUCCGGUAUGUAAUCGCUCAGGGGACAUAUGGAACAGUUUACCGUGGCACAUACGAUGGCCAAGAUGUUGCAGUGAAGCUAUUGGAUUGGGGAGAAGAUGGUUUUGCCACAGAAGCCGAAACUGCUGCUUUGCGAACAUCAUUUAAGCAGGAAGUUGCUGUCUGGCAUAAGCUCAGCCAUCCAAAUGUUACAAAGUUUGUUGGUGCAUCUAUGGGGACCGCUGACCUUAAGAUUCCAGCCAAUGAUAGUGGUGCGCGUGCCAACUUGCCGGCUAGAGCAUGUUGUGUUGUGGUAGAAUAUCUUGCUGGAGGUACUUUGAAGCAGUAUCUGAUAAAGAACAGACGGCGAAAGCUUGCAUACAAAGUUGUAGUUCAGCUUGCAUUGGAUCUGUCCAGAGGAUUGAGCUAUCUACACUCCAGAAAGAUUGUACAUCGCGAUGUGAAAACGGAAAACAUGCUACUUGAUACACAGCGAAACCUUAAGAUUGCUGAUUUUGGUGUUGCUCGUGUUGAGGCUCAGAAUCCCAAGGAUAUGACUGGUGCCACAGGCACACUUGGUUAUAUGGCCCCAGAGGUUCUUGAUGGUAAACCGUACAACAGAAAAUGUGAUGUUUACAGUUUUGGCAUUUGUCUGUGGGAAAUCUAUUGCUGUGACAUGCCAUACCCAGACCUUAGUUUCGCUGACGUCUCAUCUGCUGUUGUUCAUCAGAAUUUGCGGCCAGACGUACCACGUUGCUGUCCCAGUGCGUUUGCAAAUAUUAUGCGUAAAUGCUGGGAUGCAAAUCCUGAUAAACGUCCUGAUAUGGACGAGGUGGUGCAGCUUAUGGAGGCUCUUGACACAAGCAAAGGUGGUGGUAUGAUACCAGAUGGUCAAUCAUCCGGAUGUUUAUGUUUCACCAGGGCUCGUGGCCCGUAGAUUCUUUUCACGGUGCUCUCUUCCCUUGUGACGUUUUGCCCAUCGACAUGACUGGGAGCUCAAUAGCAUGCUUCCCAUUGUCACUUGUGCUGUUGCUGCUUGCAGUCCUCUAUGGUAUCCUUGCCAUCUUUACGUUGUUCCUUGCAGCCCUCUGUGUUCGUCAUACUUCCUAUAGCAGUCUGGUGUUGUAAUAGAAAUUGGUGGGUGCAUACGCACCUGUUGUAUUUUUACAACUGAGGUCACAAAGGCCUCACAUUCUUGAAACUGCUGCUGCCUUUCUAGGUCUAUUUGGCGGCAUUGUUUGAUAUGUCUUCUGGUUUUCGCUGUGUAUACCUGAAACGAGUGCAAUAAAGGGCAUAAAGAUACUGGUGUUCAGCAGAUGUCA